Messenger RNA from Ceutorhynchus assimilis (cabbage seed weevil), 1428 nucleotides. The record is from the annotation of a GenBank genome assembly. Lineage: Eukaryota; Metazoa; Arthropoda; Insecta; Coleoptera; Curculionidae.
AUGGAUGGUGUUUCGCAGCAUUCACCAUUGAUCGGGGUUCAUCAGUCGAGAUCACCCGAUCAUAAUAUUCAUCCGACUGAUCUACGUACUUCACCAGGAAGCAUCGACUGUUAUCCGAAUGACCAUGAUCAUCCGUUAGCUCUUUGUCUUCCAACGUCCCAAACUUUGGUACAGGCUUCUAGAACUCCACCGCCACCGUGGAGUUUACCAACAAAGAAAGGUACGCCAGGGCUGAUAUGCGUCGUUUGCGGAGACACAAGCUCUGGCAAGCAUUACGGGAUAUUGGCCUGCAACGGAUGUUCUGGGUUUUUCAAGCGGUCAGUUAGAAGAAAGUUAAUUUACAGAUGUCAAGCUGGUACGGGCCGAUGCAUCGUCGACAAGGCUCACCGCAAUCAGUGUCAAGCCUGCAGACUAAAGAAGUGCUUGGCAAUGGGGAUGAACAAAGACGCUGUACAAAAUGAAAGACAACCGAGAAACACUGCAACAAUUCGACCUGAAACACUCCGAGACAUGAGUGCGGAGCAAGAAAGGGCUUUACGUGAGGCUGCGGUAGCUGUAGGAGUUUUUGGUCCACCGGUAUCAUUAACAAUGGCCUUGUCACCAGCGACUCGAUAUGGGCAAACUUUCCUGCCUCCAAUGCAUCAACCCUCAAUUCCAAGAGAGCCUCUUCGCGGACCUCCUAGUCCAAAUAAGGAUAAUAAUGACAACAAUACUAGUGACAAUGACGAAGAAAGCAUAGAUGUAACAAACGAAGAAGAUGACACACCGUCGUCUGGUUGCGGAGUAUCAUCGAGUAGUGGACCCCUGAGACCUGAACCGCAACCUGCGUCUUUGGCCACCAGUCUUUACCCACCAAGCCAUGAAACCAUUUAUGAAACGUCAGCACGACUACUAUUCAUGGCAGUAAAAUGGGCCAAAAACUUACCUAGUUUCGCAAGUUUACCUUUCCGAGAUCAGGUGAUACUGUUAGAGGAAGCCUGGAGUGAACUAUUCCUUUUAAAUGCAAUACAAUGGUGCAUGCCUCUGGAUGUUUCAGCCAGUCCACUUUUCAAUAUGAACGAGCACAGCAAAAAUGGCAACUCAACAACAGAUGUUCGAAUUUUGACAGACACGCUACUUAGGUUCAAGUCAGUGCAUGUGGAUCCAGCAGAGUUUGCUUGUCUGAAAGCAGUUGUAUUAUUUCGUGCUGAAACGAAAGGACUUAAAGAUCCGAGUCAAAUAGAAAAUCUUCAAGAUCAAGCCCAAGUGAUGCUGUGGCAGCACUGCAGAACUCAGCUUCCUGGUCAAGUAGCUAGAUUUGGCCGGCUACUUCUUAUGUUACCUCUCCUAAGGAUAGUACCAGCGCCUAGAAUCGAAGCUGUAUUUUUUCAAAAAACUAUCGGCAAUACCCCAAUGGAAAAAGUUUUGUGUGAUAUGUAUAAAAACUGA